AUGGACUCCGACGAUUCUGAAAGCGACUCGCAGACUCCAGAGAAUGGGGGGGGGGCCAAGUCAGUACAACGACACGGCAAGGGCAUCAAUGUCAAGUUCGACUUCUACCCCCUCGACAAGUCCAAAGGCAAGCGACGAUCUGACGCAAAGCCGUUAUGCGCUUCAUCGAAGCUAGCGAUACACGAGGACUUCCCUUUGCUUGACUUUCUUACGCAUCUUCUGGCGGAAAUCAACCAUUUCGAGUUGCUGUCCUGCAGCAGACUUGUUCGUCUCGCUCGGCUUCAACCAGACUCUCCGGACUUGUCAAAUAGCUUUGAACUCCAGUAUUCUAUCUUCGGAACUUCUGACAAAAAUAUCAAUAUCACUUCUGUGGCUGCGUACCAAACCAUGAUCGAGGAUGUAGUCAGGCGACGUCAGCCACAACUUGUCGUCAAGCUCACCGAGCUCCCUGUUGAACAGGAUGCUGAAGACACCGAACACAUAGAGGCCGAUGCCACGACACCCUUGCAUGAAAACCCCGUCGACGAAGUUGACGAGUCAGAACAGCCACCCUCAAAGAAGUCAAAAACUGCUGCGGCAUCGUGGGCGACGUUCUGGGUCAAUCAAAAGGAAGGUGUCGACCUCGAGACCCCGCCAACCGGCGGCAUAUUCAAUUUCAGCGCCACUCGUGAGGCUAAUGAAGACAUCACCGAUAUCAAUCUUCUCUCCAGCCGUCAACUCCAAGCUGCAACAAAUCGAUCACCGAACGUCGAGAUCAGCUUCAACGGGCUUGCCGAAACCAUCAAGGCCCUUCGUAACGACGCCACUCACCCACCCAAUCAAGCACCUAUCACACCUGCUCCCGACAUCCUUCGCUUGCCUGCUGUGCCUCCGCCUAGACUACCACCACGCUUGGGCCUGGCAGACUUUGGCACGCAGUACACUAUCUCCGCAGAGACCAUCACACAACUUAGGCUUAUGAAGGUUGUUGGACCUCAUGUGCUACGUUUACUCUCAAAGGAGGAUUUGUUAGCAGAGGGCUUGUCGCGGGGGCAGGUUGCUGAGGUCCGCGACGCGGAGGAGCGAUGGAUGAAGGAUAUUGCUACGGUGCCGUGGCGGUGCCACAUGCGUGUUCUCAUUCUCAGAUUUCUUUGUUCACACGCGCUCUCUCGUACUUAG
Molecule: messenger RNA, 1158 nt
Organism: Stereum hirsutum FP-91666 SS1
Lineage: Eukaryota; Fungi; Basidiomycota; Agaricomycetes; Russulales; Stereaceae
Exons: 5
Coding region: 1-1158 (385 amino acids)
Source: RefSeq, a predicted model, not a curated record